AUGAACGGAACAAACCCGCAUGUAGUAGAGAUUUUUUCAUUCUUUUUACAACUGCCAAAGACUGAAAUUUCGAACUCUGGGAUUGUGGAUGCCUCAAACUGGAAAGAAUACUUAGGACCAUUUGCUGGCAAAGCACACAUUUACGCCAUAGUAGGUCCUCUGAAUAUAAAUACCGCAACUUACACAGAGCUUAUGACAAUUGAUGGAAUUGGUAAAGGAAGAUCAAGGACAAUCCUCGAUAAGAGACCAUUUAAAGACCUUGAAGACGCGAAAAAGAAGACGGGUAUACCAGAAAGGGUGUUGAAAAGAUUAAAUAUUCAGAGGUGA
This is a messenger RNA of Ambispora gerdemannii, 327 nucleotides long. The record is from the annotation of a GenBank genome assembly. Lineage: Eukaryota; Fungi; Glomeromycota; Glomeromycetes; Archaeosporales; Ambisporaceae.